AUGCAUGACGAGAUUGACGAGGAAAAACGAAAUAUAAUCUUUGUUAGAAGUAGUAAAAGUAAAAGUAAAACUCCAAGAUGGUUUAUUGAAAUCGAAAAUAAGCUGAUCAAAGACAAAAAUACGAGAGUAAUAUUUAGCAGUUAUGAGAUCAAUAAAUAUAUUUACGAUGAACUUAGGAAUAAACGUUACGUACAAAAUGGUUGGAGUUUGUUUCAUACUGUAGAUAAUGAAUUAGAUGAAUUAUUAAUUAUUGAUAAACGUUUCAAUUAG
Molecule: messenger RNA, 270 nt
Organism: Rhizophagus irregularis DAOM 181602=DAOM 197198
Lineage: Eukaryota; Fungi; Glomeromycota; Glomeromycetes; Glomerales; Glomeraceae
Source: RefSeq, a predicted model, not a curated record